This is a messenger RNA of Manis pentadactyla (Chinese pangolin), 6537 nucleotides long. It is a transcript of the gene STK35, whose product is annotated as serine/threonine kinase 35. Gene Ontology annotation, cellular component: autophagosome; cytoplasm. Gene Ontology annotation, molecular function: protein serine/threonine kinase activity; ATP binding. Gene Ontology annotation, biological process: positive regulation of autophagy; autophagy; axon extension. The record is from RefSeq and is a predicted model, not a curated record. The transcript is spliced from 4 exons. NCBI's taxonomy places the organism in Eukaryota, Metazoa, Chordata, Mammalia, Pholidota, Manidae. Bases 265 to 1884 code for a protein of 539 amino acids.
UUGGUAUUUAUUAGGCGCCUACAGCGGGUAGCUCCCCUACAAGCAGACCAGGCGAGAAAGGCAGAGGCAGUUACGGUGCACAGACAGCUGCGGAGACAGCGCGGCCGCAGCUGAUCGCGUGAAUUUGGCGCCUGUUUUUUGUUGGUGGGGUGUUCUCGCCUGUGAUUGGACCCCGGCGCAACGUGCCCGGUGCGCCGGGCUGCGGCUGCUCUGUCGACCUCUGCAGGACCCGGGAGGCACGGUACUCCAACGGCCUCCCAGGGGAUGGGCCACCAGGAACCCCCGCUGGCCCGAGUGCUUGCGGGAGGUUCGACUUUUAUAAAUAGAUUAUGUAAAAGGCUCAGCUGGAAAGAACACGCGGAGAGCGGCAGGAGCCAGGACACCCGGCUCUCCCCCGCCAGCGUCGCUGCCACCAUCCGCGCAGCAACAGGCUCAGUAGCUCGCCUGGCCCAGGCCAGCGCCACUCGCCGUGCUACGUACCGGCGGCAGCCCAGGCCUGGAGCGGACCAUCCCCAGCCGGGGACCCCAGCGGGGAAACGGGCCUCCCGGAAGUGGAGGGGCGCCGACCAGGUCACGAUCCAAGGUCCCGCUCCUCCUCGUCCCGGGGCCGGACGAAGGGAUGAGGCCGGGGGGCCCCGGGCAGCGCCGUUGCUGCUCCCCCCGCCGCCUGCAGCCAUGGAAACGGGGGAAGAGGACGGCACCCGUAGAGGUACACAAAGCCCCGCGCGGAAAAGGCGAAGCCCAGUGCCGCGGGCGCCGAGCGCGAAGCUGAGGCCGGCGGCGGCGGCCCAGGCCAUGGAUCCGGUGGCGGCCGAGGCCCCGGGCGAGGCCUACCCGGUGCGGCAGCGGCCAGAGGGCGGCGGCGGGUCGGCUCGGCCGCGGUACAGCCUGUUGGCGGAGAUCGGGCGCGGCAGCUACGGCGUGGUUUACGAGGCAGUGGCAGGGCGCAGUGGGGCCCGGGUGGCAGUCAAAAAGAUCCGCUGCGACGCCCCCGAAAACGUGGAGCUGGCGCUGGCCGAGUUCUGGGCCCUGACCAGCCUCAAGCGGCGCCACCAGAACGUAGUGCAGUUUGAGGAGUGCGUCCUGCAGCGCAACGGGCUAGCCCAGCGCAUGAGCCACGGCAACAAGAGCUCGCAGCUUUACCUGCGCCUGGUGGAGACCUCGCUGAAAGGAGAAAGGAUCCUGGGUUAUGCUGAGGAGCCCUGCUAUCUCUGGUUUGUCAUGGAGUUCUGUGAAGGCGGAGACCUGAAUCAGUAUGUCCUGUCCCGGAGGCCGGACCCAGCUACCAACAAAAGCUUCAUGCUUCAGCUCACAAGCGCCAUUGCCUUCCUGCACAAAAACCACAUCGUGCACAGGGACCUAAAGCCAGACAACAUCCUCAUCACAGAGAGGUCUGGCACCCCCAUCCUCAAGGUGGCAGACUUUGGACUCAGCAAGGUCUGUGCUGGGUUGGCCCCCCGAGGCAAAGAGGGCAAUCAAGACAACAAAAAUGUGAAUGUGAAUAAGUACUGGCUGUCCUCAGCCUGUGGCUCAGACUUCUACAUGGCCCCCGAAGUCUGGGAAGGACACUACACAGCCAAGGCUGACAUCUUUGCCCUGGGCAUUAUCAUCUGGGCAAUGAUAGAAAGAAUCACUUUCAUUGACUCUGAGACCAAGAAGGAGCUCCUGGGGACCUAUAUCAAACAGGGGACUGAGAUCGUCCCUGUUGGUGAGGCGCUGCUAGAAAACCCAAAGAUGGAGUUGCACAUCCCCCAGAAACGCAGGACUUCCAUGUCUGAGGGGAUCAAGCAGCUCUUGAAAGAUAUGUUAGCUGCUAACCCACAGGACCGGCCUGAUGCCUUUGAACUUGAAACCAGAAUGGACCAGGUCACAUGUGCUGCUUAAAAUUCAGGGUAAAGCAUCUUGGGUGUUUUUAAACUAGGUUGACCCUCAGGACCCACAGUCUCUUCACGUCUCGCACAGCGGAUGUCAGAGGGGCAGGUGGCGGCCUGUUCAGUUGGCAAUCUCCUGACAGCUGGAUCUCCGGCAAUGUGAAGCUUUUGUUUGGAUUUUCCCCCUCCUUUUAGUUACGCUUAAUUGUUUAUUUUAUUUUAUUUGCCUCUUUUUUUCCUCUUCUCUCUUUUUUUUCUUUUUUUAAACGAUUAAGACUUCAGAAGACCAGGAAGCUAUGCUGUGGACAGGCACCAAUUUAAAAAAAUUCAAUAUGGACAAAACAUAUGUAUAAAUUUCAUUUUUAAUUUUUAUGAGGGGUUAGGAGCGAUUUUGUUUUUGUCCUUUCUUUUCCAUCUUUCUUUACCCAUCUCUCAGUUCUGCGCAUAACACCUCGCUUCCCCAGAGAAGGCCUGCCUCUCCUUGGAGAAUUUUGCGGUUUCUCCUGGAACAGGGGCGUGAAGACAGGAGGCCUGUGGGCCACCUCCCCACCAGAUGCAGGACCUGCCUGGGCUGCUCCUGGUCAGCACUUAGGCCCUGAAAAUCAUCAGACGUGGAGAGCCACCUGGAAGAAGACCAGGGCUUGGCCAGGAGAACUCAAAAAAGGAGGUCUAAACUGAGGGUUUGUUCUCUGAGCGAUCAGAGGCCCCGGGCAACACCAGGACCUCCGACAGUGGGACUCUGUUCCUUCCUCUGCCCCUUAUACCUGGGAGCUCUGAGGUGGGGACGGAAGAUGACUGUCUCCCACUUCUUGGCGGGUGAGCACCAGCCCACCCCAGCUGUACAAGCCUACCUUUCUGUUAGUGGGCUUCCUCCAGAGGAGGAUCCCCAGGAAAAACUCGUGCCAAACCUCUUCCCGGAACACAGCUGGGUCUUCAGUGGGCAUCUGUCACUCCUGUGAGGUCAGCACCCAUCACCUACUGCCCCCUGGAUCCCACCAAACAUUCAGGUUGCCACAGAGACUGCCCAGGUCCCUGAGAACCAGCUGUGACCAUUGCCAUAAGAACAGGUCCUCCUGAACUGGUUGCCACUGUCAUCUCCUCACAGUAAAGGGUGUACCCCAAGUGCUGGGCCCCGUAUGUCACAUAUGGUGACAAUGUUAAGCGCCAUCUCCCUCACCUCCAGGGACUUCCUGUUAGGUGCCUGCCUCAGUGUAAAUGUGUCUAAUGGGAGAAGAACGGACCUGCCAGCAGCAGGGAAGGGACUGGAUAGGCCCCACAGCCAGUAGAGGCCUGUUUGUGGGUGUGCCCCAACCGUGACCCCUCAGCCGCACCCCAGUGUCCAUCUGUGUGACUGUUGGGACACUCUCCUAGCACCCUGGCGGCCUCCCUACUCACAGCUUGUGACCUAGGUGUCUUCUUGCAAGGAGAGGGAGGCUGGCCCUGUCCUGUACCCUCACCCAGAAGCUACUCUGGCUGCUCCAGAGGCUUUGCACCCUGUUGUAGCCACACAGGAAAGGGUCUUUGGGGAAGGGGAAAGGAAUUACUCUUUGUUUAGUUUUUGUUUUUGUUUUUGCUUUCUGUAAACCAGCUUAGGAUUUGUAGGGGAGAGUCAGAGGGCAUUUGGCUGGGUGUGUGACCAAGCGGGGGCUUUCCCCCCAAAAGUAGCAGUCCUCCAGCCCUGGGAAUUUGGAAGAGGCCAGUGAGGCCAACAGAGAGCAUCAGCCCAAACUUCCAGACUCAGUGGUGUGUUUGCUGAUGUUCCUCCAGCCUUUCCUCAAGCCCCUCACAUACCAGGGCGGCUGCUUCCUCCUGGGCAGACAGCAGCUGUGGUUAGCAGGAUCUGGCAAGGCUGGUGGUGAUGAGGCCCUUCCCUUGGCUGCAGUCGUUUGUGAUUGCCUGUCUCUUGUCUGUCCUCUCCAACUUCUCAGGCGACCUGCAGGUGGGGGAACAGCAUCUCCAAACUGCAGUGCACAGUGUGCUGUGCCCCCUACCCAGCCUUCCCUUGGGGGCAGCUGCCUCUCCAUUCAUGAACAAAUGGGAAAAACAGUCCCCAAACUUGUCACCCCCAACUCCGUGACUGCAGCCCAUGCUCCCAAUCCCUGGUGAGGACUCAGGCCUAACGAGUUACUUGCCUCUUGCUCAUCUUUUCCCCCUGCCUCCCCCAGGCCCCUGAGCUCCAUGUGAACACGGUCUUGGAGCUGCAGUGCCCCUGCUUCGUUAGUUCUCUUGGCAUCAGAGCUCCCCCUUGGUCACAGGUGCCCGUGCUGUUGGCUGAGGUGGGCAGCCUGGGCGGGGUAGCCAGCCUCCGUGCUCGGGGGCGGGACUCUCCUGAGCUCUUGACCAGCCUGUUGGCCCCAAGUGCCUGUCUCUCCUCUUCUCCCCGCCGCCCCCCACCUUGUCCACCUCAGGCACCCAGCUAGCCGGCCAGGUGGACGUCAGCCCUAGAGAAUGCUGUCUCCGCCCAGUCAGUGGACGAGCCUUGGCCGGACCCCAGGAGCUCCUGUCCUCUUUCUCUGCCACUUUCCCCCUCUUCGUGCCGUGGAUCAGCUUCUUCGCCUCUCCUCCUCCUCGCCUCUCCUCCUGGCUCUCAGCCUUGCAGCAGUUGUGUGGCGCAUGGUCUCAGCACCACCGAGUCUGUUAGGCUUGUCCAAGUUCUGGGAGUUUCCAAACCUUGAAAUAGCCAUCAGUCAUUGUCUUCUUGGAUGUGUAGGAAGGAUAGCCUGUUGAAGGACGUUCUGGGCCCCAGCUCUUGGGUCUGGCUCGGUCUUCCCCUCAGUGAGAGGAAUUAGCAGGACAGAUCAUAGUGCCUUAUUCCAUUGCCUCCCCUGACCAGACCUGGUGCAGCUGGAAGUGUGUGGCUUCUUUCUCCCUGUCUGUGUCCAUCUGUCACUUAGACUCUGACUCCCACUCACAUGGGAAGGACUAUCCCCCUCCCCCAAUCCCUUCCUGAGGGCUGCAGCCGGCACGUUUCCCCACCCACCACCAGGGCACUCACAGCGGCGUUAGCCGAGGACGGGAAAACUACACUGCACACAGGUGCGCUCUGCUGCUUACUGCCCAGCGAGUCCCCUGCCUCUUACCUCUAGCCAGGAGGAGACCUCAGUCUGUUCAGUCUGGACAGGCUACAGUGCGGGCUCCAUCUGACCCCCUUCUGGAUACUGGGGACUAAGAUUGCAGGCCUUUGCCUCAUUUUACCCCAAAGGUGUGGGGACUGGAGAACGGGAACUCUCCCUCCCACGGACAUGGUUUGCCCCUGGGGUUGCCUUUCUGAGGGAGUGUAUUAAAAUGUUUACUUAAGAAAUACCCUGUUUACAGCUGGAGGACAAACAGAUGGGACACUGGGUGGAGACUUGAUUAUGGACAGGGCCUGGCCUUAGUGGCACUGCUGGUGGUGGCCCCAGAGUGAAUGAAGGCAGAGACGGCAGGGGGGCCCCCUGCACCCCCUCUGCUCCCUAACCCUGCGGUGCUCAGACCACUCACCACCUUCCUCACAGCCUUCUUGCCCUUGGACAUUCCCCACCUCUGCCAUUCCCUUCCUCCAUGAUUCUUGGCUCCUUAACGUACCAGUUGUCUUCUAGAAAACCAGUGUUGGGAGCAAUAAGAUUAUUUCUGCCUGAGUCUUUAUCUAAGAAAAGGAAAAGAACCAGCGUUGUGGAAUCUUUUUUUUUUUUUUUUGCUGUUGGCAGUUGGCCUUUUUAAAAGAUCUUAAUAGAAAGGAUGUCUGGGUUUCAGCCUUGGGGUAUCGCUUGGAAAAUAGGAUCGGGCUUCCCCCACAAAGGAAGGAACCCUAACGCUCUGCCCUCGCCCUGCUCCAUGCCGCCUGAACUUCCAGCCCUGCCCACCAGCCAUGCCUCUGCCUUUGGUCCUGCGUGUGUGUGUCCCCUGCCGUCAACAUCUGGGGGCACUGGGUAAUUGCUCCUCUUUGGCUCCUUUCCCCUUCCUGGGCCUGUAUUGUGGCCCUCAGACAGGCGCUACAACUGGCAUCUCCUAGGAGCUGGUAACCUGACGCCAGCCAAGCUUGCACUGCCCAGCUCCUGAGGCCACCAGGCCGGGGACUAAGGCACAGCCUUCAGGACAACACAGGCAUGUCUACGAUCCUGCCUGGGCAGAGGCAGGGGCUCCUGUCUGGAGAGGCCCUCAGAGUGGGGAGCUGGGAGGUGUGACGUGCAGGUUGGCUGAUGUAAGCAUCCACUGCCAUUGGUCGCCCGGAGCUCCAUUGAAAUUGCAGGAGUAACGGAAGGGGGCCUGCAUCUUCCACGAGAGGCUACAGGAGACGGGAGCUUAUUUAGGAACAUUUUAAACCUGUUGUGCCGCAGGGGCCUCUUCCCACCAGAGCAGAGGAGAAUGUGGCCGUGGUUUAACGCGCACGCUGGGCUGACUGGGUGUGAGGGAGGUUUUAACCCAGGCACAAAGUUAGUUUCAAAUACUAGAUAAUAAAUCUAUUUUUCUUUAUUUUCUUUUUUUGCACAGAAGCUGGUAAUCUAGGACCUACGUGUGAACAACUUUAUAUGAAUAUUUUUUGUACUUGUUUUACUUGGGUUGGUAUGAUACAUUAUAUUUAAGUUCUUUGAACACUGUGGAUACCCUAAUGUGUAUGAAUGACUGAGGCUUUGUAAAUUAAGGGACGUUUGUGUGAAUAAAGUUAUUUGAUGGGGUCAAACAAGCC